Molecule: messenger RNA, 609 nt
Organism: Amorphotheca resinae ATCC 22711
Lineage: Eukaryota; Fungi; Ascomycota; Leotiomycetes; Helotiales; Amorphothecaceae
Exons: 3
Coding region: 1-609 (202 amino acids)
Source: RefSeq, a predicted model, not a curated record
AUGCACAGGGGGUCCACGGUCCUCGGUCCACGGUCCACGGUCCAGGGCUCCACGGCUCCACGUACCGCCCUGGCGCCGGGACAGCCCAGACUACCAGCCCACUUGGUGCAAACGCUUGGCGACGGGCCGCAAGACUCGCUCUACAGGACAUUUCUCCCGAUCAACAUGACUCUUGAUCUGCAGCCGCACCUGAACCACAACAAGAUCGGCCUCUUGCAUCUGGCUGACCUGAAAUCCCCCCAGUCAGCGCGCCACUCGUGGGAAAUCGAUCUGCGUCGUCUGCAUUCCCCCAAUUCGGAAAACCUCGGGGAGCUACAGCCUAACGCCCCCCGGGAAAAAGGAGGCCAGCCUGGCCAGGCUGGUGGUACACCCGAAUCGUCAUGGCCAGUCGAUGAACAGAAGCCCGCAUGUGUGCCAUCUAAUGUCCGGGGCUCACUAUCCAGUAUCGGUCCUCGGAUGGUCUCCUCUUCUGACCUCGACCAAGAUGAGCAGGUCGACCUGUCUGCAGCUUGGAGAUCCCCUUGGCCAUGGAGUGUCACCUGGCGUCGCCGAAAAGGCGCUGCGCUGCCGUCCUGUGCUUUAUUAUCGCCGCAUUGGCUGCAGUCGUAG